ACUACUCUCUCUCUCUCUCUCUCUCUCUCUCUCUCUCUACCAUUCGGACCAUCAAGGUCCCCAGUUUUGCACUUCCAAACCUCCUCUCUCUCUCUCAUGGUUGCUUUAAAGGUUCUUAGGGAAGUUUACUUUUUUCCCAUUUUUUUCUUCAUGGGGUAUCUUUUGGAAGCAACCAAAGGAAAUGCACAAAUGCAGAGAGAGACAGAGAGAGAGAGAGGUGAAAAGGGAUUGAGAGAUCAUCAACAGUCUCCCUUUGGGAAUGCCUAAAACGCCUUUGUAUACUUGGAGGCAGAAUGGCCAGAAGGCUUCAAAGUUUGGAGCAAAAUCUCAAAGUUGGGUAUGCGUUAUUACUCAAUUGUGAAGAUGAGAAUUAGUAGAACCCAUCUUUAGGGUCAUGGUAAAUUAGUGGUAAUUUCUGGGUAACAAAUGCGUGCCAUUUGAACAUUGGUAUACGUGUAAACUCAAUGCCCAGAUUACGUUUCCCAUAAGGAAACACUUAGCAUCGAUUCCAUGCUCUCUCUCUCUCUAACUAAACACCUAGAUAGCAGUGGUUGCAAGCUGAAAUGAUUCUCUCUCUCUCUUCCUCUUCUAAUUCUCCUUUAAGGGCUGGGUUUUGACGCUGAGAAAUUCAGAGAACUGCAAUUUGAAUGGCCACAGAGAUGGCCAUUACUCAUGCUGAUCUCGACUCUUCCAUGAGACGCCCAAGCUUUGAUCCAGGCCAAGUUGUUGGCAUUGCCAUCGUAUUGAUCUCCAUUCUUGGGGCUCUCUCUACCUUCUUCUUCUCUCUAGCAGCUGAAUUGUCCAGAUCAACGGGAAAGUGGAUGUUGGCUUCUAAUCCAAUAGAUGGGGAGAAAGUACUGUGUGUUUAUGGUGGUGAUGGAAAGACUCCGAGCUUGUGUGCAUUGGGUGCGUUUGUGGUAUUAGGCAUUGCCAUGCUUGUGCAGCAGGCUUUCAUCAUAUCGGCUGCGAGAAAUUCUGCAUCAUCACCAGAUGGUUCUCGGCCUCUAGUUGCUUGGAUGUUUUCUUCCUCUCCCUCCGAGUCUUUGCACUAUCUAGAGACACUGUUCUUUGGUUUUUCUUGGGUGUGUUUCUCAGUGGCCGAGGUGCUUCUAUUGAUAGGGAUAGUGGUGGAGUCCAACCACUCGCGCAACUGGAGAUCACCAAAAUCACAUUGCCUCCUUUUCCCUAAAGGAUUCUUCUUAGCUACCGGGAUUCUCGGAAUAUUUGCAUUAUCAUGUCCAAUGCAGUCAUAUUUGAUAGCUCUCUGGUCUAGAAGAAAACCUGUAAAUAGGAACACUCAACAACAAAAUUUGGAGGCUCAUGCAUCUCAAAUGAGGCCGCCUAGUUAUCCAAUAGGUUCCACAAGUUUUUCAGCCAAUUCACAAUCCAUCCAAGUUAUCUCUAAGCCUCCUCAGUGAAAUUGACUAUCUUGGACUUGUGUACAAGAAUCAAUUCUAAAUAUAUCUUGUAAAUUCAUGUAAAGUUUCACUAAAUCAAAUAUUUUUUGGGAAAAUCUAAUGAUUUAGAGCUCUAAGACAGGAUUUUGGAUCCUGGUUAUAUGUUUGCCUAAAAGGAGAGGCAUUCGUCAGUGGGGCUGCAACACACUGCAGGAACAGCCAACCCAUCUAAAAGUCGAGCAUCAACGUCCAUUACAUGCAUACACACAAUCAUGUAUAUGUGUAUUGUAUAUUUGUCACAUGUAACAUGCAUAAACAUUUUUUACAAACUUCUUUUGUAUGCAAAAGUGGGCGUUUAGAAUA
This is a messenger RNA of Amborella trichopoda, 1760 nucleotides long. RefSeq names its product transmembrane protein, putative (DUF1218). The record is from RefSeq and is a predicted model, not a curated record. NCBI's taxonomy places the organism in Eukaryota, Viridiplantae, Streptophyta, Magnoliopsida, Amborellales, Amborellaceae.